Molecule: messenger RNA, 2864 nt
Organism: Cydia strobilella
Lineage: Eukaryota; Metazoa; Arthropoda; Insecta; Lepidoptera; Tortricidae
Exons: 2
Coding region: 92-2731 (879 amino acids)
Source: RefSeq, a predicted model, not a curated record
ACGACACUCGCGGCGUCAGUCGGUCGGGUACUGUUGGUGAGUGCGGGGUGGUUUUAUUGUCUGUCCAUCGGACCACCGGCACAAAUUCGCAAUGGGGUUGACGGAGAAGGAAAAAUCUAGGCGCUAUAGAGAGAGACUUAAAGCAGACCCAGAAAAAUUGGCUGAAAGGAAGCGAAAAAAAAGAGAAAGUUAUCAUAAAAACAAAAUAUCGAUAUCAGCUAUGCAGCCUGAGGACAAAAAAAACUGCAGAACCAUAUGGAAAUUGCGUAAACAAGAACAAAGAAAGAGAUCAAAAGCACUUCGAAACAUACUGCAAGAAACACCACCAAGUUCUCCGUCUACUUUGCAGGAAAUCAAUAUACCACAAGAUCAAUAUGUACCCACUCCGCCGGCUUCUCCCUUUGCACCUCUGGAAUCUGAACAGAACAAAAAAAGGGGAAGGAAAAUAAUCCGUAGAGAUAGAUCUAAGAUGUACAAAGAAAAUUUAAAAUUACGAAGCCAAGCCAAUAUGUGGAAAAAAAAAUUUGAAAAAUUUAAGAAGAGGGCUCAUCGUAAAGCAAACGAAUUAAAUAAAAUUAAAGAAAAAAGAACCGUGGCAGAAAAUGAAUUAUACGAAAAAUACAAAACUUUAACUCGUGCUAUAAAGAAAAACUACAUGACAACAAAGGCACGAGAAGGGAAAAGGAUGUUGAGAAAGAUAUUUGAAAACGUAGAUGAAUCACGCAAGAAACAAAUCAUACAGGACAGUUUAGGUGUAAAAGGAAGCGCUAAAGCAAAGACAACAUGUAAGGGUGAAACGGAACUAAUAAAGAAAGUAAAAUGUUUUUUCCAAAGAGAUGAUGUGUCAAGAAACACCGCCGGCAAGAAAGAAACCGUCACUAAAGGAAAAGAAAAAGUUCAAAAACGGUUCCUUUUAGAGUCAAUGAAAAAUUUAUUCAAAGCGUUUAAGUUGGAGAAUCCAGGGACAAAAUGUUCCUAUUUCUAUUUUACGAAACAUCGACCCUUCUACGUACUCAGACCAACAGUAGAUGGCAGGGAUAUGUGCCUUUGUAAAACACAUGCAAAUGCAGCAGCUAAAAUAAAGGCUCUAAAGCAGAAAAGAGUUAUUAAUGCGGUGGAUACAAGUACACUGAUUCUAGAAACAGUGUGUGACAGUAAUAAAAUGGAUUGUAUGUUUGGUACUUGUGUACAAUGUCAAGAUAGAGAAAUAAAAAUAAACGAAGAUAAUGUUAAGGGUAAAAUGCAAUGGUUUGAAUGGGUGAGAGAAGAGGAAAUUUAUGUAAAAGGAGGCAAAAGGAUGAAAUCUAUUAAGAAUGUUAAAAGAUUGAAUGAAGAUUUGGUACAAAACAUGAUAGAUAAAUUUAAAGAGGAUCUGAAAAUAUUAAAAAAACAUAUUUUCAAUAUGAAAACCCAGUACAGGAAUUUCCGGCAAAGUGUUGAUAACAUUAAACCAAACGAAGCCGUAAUUUUAGUUGAUUUCAGCGAAAAUUAUAGUGCAAAAUGCCAUGAAGAAAUUCAAGCACACCAUUUUGGUGGAUCCCGCAACCAAAUAACACUCCACACUGUUGUCGUAUACCUGCACGACAAAGACAAAAAUUACAAGGUAUCUUCUUUUUGCUCUGUAUCGCCAUGCAAUAUCCAUCAACCUGCUGCAAUAUGGGCGCACUUACAUCCGAUUCUAACAAGCAUUAUUGAAGAUUACCCUGAAAUUGACACUAUCCAUUACUUUUCUGAUGGACCUUUCUCUCAGUAUCGCCAGAAAGGUAACUUCUUCUUGGCUUGUACAAAAACAUUUGACUACGGGUUUCAAGCAUUUAACUGGUCAUUCUUCGAAGCAGGUCAUGGCAAGGGAGCGGCUGAUGGAAUUGGGGGAUUCCUUAAAAGAGAGGCGGAUAACAAGGUAGCAACUGGAAAAGACAUAACCGAUGCAUUUGGAUUUUACCAAGCCCUCAAGGAAUCUAGCAAAAUCAAAUUGUUUUAUAUAAUCAAAGAAAAAAUUGACGAUGUUCAAAAUUGUAUUCCAAAGGAUCUUGUCCCUCUGCCUGGAACCAAAGAUGUGCACCAAAUCUUUUCAAGGAUUCGUGGCCAACUAAAGUAUAGAAAUUUGAGUUGUUUUUGCUCAAGAGGAUUGUGCGACUGUUUGCAUCCAAAGUUUUACUCACCUACCCCAACUUUAAGAAUAAUUCCAUCCCCUGUGGACAUGUGUGAGGACAACAUACUUGAUGAUGUAGACAACAUACGUGAUGAUAUUAUAUCCAGUGAUGAUACUGAUGAUGAUUUGCCUUUGAGUGCCCUGGUUUCUUUAAAACAGGAUGACAUCUUAUUUACUGAUCUACAUAAGGCUCCAAACAAAAGUAUUUACAACUGUGUGUAUGGUUCUUCUGAUGAGUCUAAUGAUGAAAAAAAUACUACACAGCCAUCAGUAUCAGGGCAAAACCAGUUAUUACCUGGAAUGGGUGAUUAUCUACUCGUCAAAGUUUAUGGCACCAAAGGCAAAUCAUACCAUAUUUACGCAUGCAUUGCUCAAAGCAAUAUCGACGACGAUGGAGAAAUUAAAGUCACAUUUAUGAAAUGUGUUAAAGGUGGGAAACUAUUUGUCCUCAAUGAAAAAGAUGUCUCCUAUGUUGCUUAUGAAGACAUCGUUCAAAAACUUCCUAAUCCGGAAAUUCAAUUGAAAAGAGGUGUCAAUUAUUUUAAGUUUCCAAUAGACACCAAUGUUUUUGAAAAGUAAUUUAUUGUAGGGAACUGUUGAUCUCCAUUAGGUUAAGAAAAACUAAUUUUUCGAUAGAUACGUUAAUUAGAAAAGAGGCGUCAAUAUUAUUUUAAGUUUUUCAUUGGAUACCAAUGUUUUUCAGAAGAUUUUU